Owenia fusiformis is the source of this 2666-nucleotide messenger RNA. The record is from the annotation of a GenBank genome assembly. NCBI's taxonomy places the organism in Eukaryota, Metazoa, Annelida, Polychaeta, Sabellida, Oweniidae.
GUGAAACAGAAAAGUCGAACCUGUAUAUUGUUGUUGUGAAUUCAAGAUGGCGACUCACAGUCGGAAGAAGUUAGUGUUAUGAUCCGGUUUCUGAAGAGGUGGAAGAAAAAGAUAUGAAAGUGAGAGAUCUGAGUUUUAAACUAAUAUGAAAGUAUAAACAAAAGGAUUAAAGAAUGGCGGACGCAACAAGUACACGUAGGAGAGUAAAGCUGUAUAUGCUGAAUGAAGAUCGCCAGUGGGAUGAUCGUGGAACUGGUCAUGUCUCUUCAGCUUACGUAGAGCGACUCAAAGGAAUGUCUUUAUUGGUUAGGUCGGAGACCGAUGGCUCCCUAUUGUUAGAGUCAAAGAUUCAGCCAGAUACAGCAUACCAGAAGCAACAGGAAACACUAAUCGUGUGGUCAGAGGCAGACAACUAUGACCUGGCCUUAAGUUUCCAAGAGAAGGCAGGAUGUGACGAAAUUUGGGAGAAAAUAUGCCAAGUCCAGGGCAAGGAUCCUUCUGUUGACAUCACGCAGGAUGUCAUAGAGGAAUCCGAAGAUGAACGCUUUGAAGAGAUUCCCGAUGCUGCUCCACCAAUAGAACUUCCUCCCUGCGAACUCAGCAAACUCAGCGAAAUAUCAGAACUCUUCAGUGGAGUUAUCCCAUCUCCCAUACGCAGAGAGAAGCUGGCGGUAGCAAUAGAACAGGAAUCAUACAUCAAGGCAUUAUUGGAUUUAUUCCAUAUGUCAGAGGAUUUAGAAAAUCUGGAUGGAUUACAUCAUCUUUACGAUAUAUUCAAAAGUAUAUUUUUAUUGAACAAAAAUGCCUUGUUCGAGAUCAUGUUUGCUGAUGACACUAUAUUUGAUGUGGUCGGCGUACUGGAAUAUGACCCAUCAUCUCCUAGCCCAGCAAAACAUCGCGAUUAUUUACGCAACGUCGCAAAGUUCCGCCAAGUGUUACCAAUAGGAAAUCAAGAGCUGGAAUCGAAAAUACAUCAGACUUAUAGGGUUCAGUACAUACAGGAUGUAAUCCUGCCUACACCAUCAGUUUUUGAAGAAAAUAUGCUAUCAACGCUAAGCUCAUUCAUAUUUUUCAAUAAAGUUGAGAUAGUGAGUAUGUUACAGGACGAUGAUAAAUUUCUCGCCACAUUAUUCUCACAACUCACCGACGACGAAACAGAUGACAGUCGACGAGGGGAUUUAGUUCUCUUUUUAAAAGAAUUCUGCACAUUUUCACAAACUUUGCAACCCCAGAGCAGAGACUCAUUUUUUAGGACGCUGUCAAAUUUGAAGAUUUUGAAUGCCUUGGAGGUAAUAUUAGGAUUGGACGAUUCAGAUAUGAAGACUGCGGCUAUUGAUAUAUUCUCAUAUAUAGUAGAAUUUAGUCCGUCCAUGGUCCGUGAGUUUAUCUUACAAGAAGGGCAGACACAAGACGACGAUGAUCUCCUUAUUAAUUUAGUAAUCGACCAAAUGGUGAAUGACACCGACCCAGAGCUGGGGGGAGCAGUGCAACUUAAAGGCAUUAUUAGCCUCCUCAUAGAUCCUGAAAACAUGCUGGCUACAGCCAAUAAAACGGAAAAGACAGAAUUCCUGAGUUUCUUCUACAAACACAGUAUGCAUGUCCUCACUGCACCUCUGUUUGCUAACACUACAGAAGACAAGCCUAGUAAAGAUGACUACCAGACAGCCCAGCUGUUGAGUUUGAUCCUAGAGUUGUUGUCUUUCUGUAUAGAGCACCACACAUACCACAUCAAGAAUUAUGUACUUAAUAAGGACCUUCUCAGACGAGUUCUCAUCCUACUCAAAUCAAACCAUGGCUUCUUGGCUCUCAGUGCUCUGCGGUUGCUACGAAAGGUGAUUGGCCUGAAGGAUGAGUUUUACAACCGUUACAUCAUAAAGGGGGAGCUAUUCAAGCCAGUCAUCCUUGCAUUCAGGGCUAAUGGCAACAAGUACAACCUUCUCAACUCUGCUAUGAUUGAGAUGUUUGAGUUCAUUCGUGUGGAGGACAUCAAGUCAUUGUGCACAUACAUCAUAGACAACUACUUUGACCAACUGAAGGAUGUGGACUACGUGCAGACCUUUAAAGCUCUCAAGGUGCGCUUUGAGCAACAUCAAGACAGACUCAAAGAUAACACCACAACCAGACCUCCCACUGAUGGUGUGCCGUCGAUCCUACGUAACAACAGGUUCAGACGAGACACCAGGAUGCAAGAGGAAGAAGAGGAGAUGUGGUUUGACCAAGAUGACGAAUUUGAGGUUGGGGAGGCUAUCAUGACUGAUAUGUUGAAACAGACAAAGUAUGAUGAGUUUGAUCAAAUCAACAAGUUCAUGGAACGCAGAGCUAAAGAUACAAAUGAUAUUGUGCAGCGGGACUCUCCUCCAAAGUUGUUCCGUAACACUUCUCCGAUCAAUAUCAGUUUGAAGACAAGCAAUGGUUCUCCGCCCUCAGGGGGCAAUAUCAGCCCUGUAGCUACCCCUGCCAACAGCCCCGUCAGUCCCUUAGUGAAGUCUACACUCCUCACACCCACCCUCCACAAAGAUGAACCAAAGGUUAAUUCAACAUUACCUGUAAGCAAGCCACUGAUGGGCCUUGUAGACUAUGGUGAUGACGACAGUGAAGAGGAAGAAGACUCCACUAACUCUGAUGUCAACGCCCCAGCAGCUAAACGACAGCGCCUUGAUACAUAA